Spodoptera frugiperda (fall armyworm) is the source of this 5568-nucleotide messenger RNA. Its product is annotated as retrovirus-related Pol polyprotein from transposon 297. Gene Ontology annotation, molecular function: aspartic-type endopeptidase activity; nucleic acid binding; zinc ion binding. The transcript is spliced from 2 exons. The record is from RefSeq and is a predicted model, not a curated record. Bases 736 to 5292 code for a protein of 1518 amino acids. Gene Ontology annotation, biological process: DNA integration; proteolysis. NCBI's taxonomy places the organism in Eukaryota, Metazoa, Arthropoda, Insecta, Lepidoptera, Noctuidae.
GUAAAUGAUAUAUACUGUUAGAGGAGUAGUGACAGAUCUCGUGAUAAUGGCGGGAACACGAGUGGGCGGAGCCUGCUGUCUAUAUAAGCGCUUGCAAGCGCAGUUCGCGCCCUUUUCUCGUCGAGCUCACUUGGCAAGGGGAACCUCUGCCCGUUUGAAUGGUCGAACUGCCUUUUUGUUGAAUAUUAAUUUCGCGUGUAAUUAAAUUUUAAUGUGAUUUGUUUUGUUAUUAAAAAGUUGGUAAUUUUGUUUUAGUUUCCGUUAAGUUUGAAUUUUUGUAACAAUUAAUAAAUAAGUGUGGUUUGUGUUUUUUUUUUUUAUUUAGUUCCAUUUUUGAUUUCCUAAAAUCAGAAGUGGGAUACGACGCGUGUCCAGACCCGCUCUGACCACAGAUAACUAUUAACACUUGGCAGUUUGGCACUUCAAAUAUUUUUUUUUUAAUUUUUUUUUUCUUCUUCUUGGAGUUGUUUUGAAUUGGCUACUUGGGUUUAAAGCAAACGGCUAUGCUAUACGAAGUACGUAAGUGAUUAAGUGUGAGUGUAUCGGUAAGUUCUGGUGAGUACGUUCCAAUUUACUUAUUAUCCUGAUAGUGAAUCAUCUGCUUUACAUAUUGCAAUUUACAUUUUGUAUCUCAGUUGACUUUUACUAUUACCUUGCCUUACUGAGUUGCUAUUUGCACGUUUUGAUUAAUUUAAUAAGUUCAUUGCUUGUAUUGCUGACAGUGAAGCAGCGAAUAUGCCUAAUAAUAAUCGUAAAAGUAGAAGCCGUUCUGGAAGCCGCGAAUUGCGCCACUACCGUCAUGAUUCUCGUGCGAGAGAAUCUGAAUCUCACACAGGGCACCGCGAUGUGCGUAGCCGACAUCGUGGUUCGCAGGCAAGCAGCUCCCCAAGGCGACAUACUACUCCUAAUAAUUUAUUAACCCAACAAAUGCAACAGAUACUAGAUCGGUUGACAACGCUCGAGGAACAACAGCGUGCGUUGCCGCAAGCCCCUUGCGAGCUGAUUGCCGCUGCUGUACCCCGCGCAACGCCACUGCCGUCACAACCACCACAGCGGCGCGUGCGGGUAGCGGAGACGAAGACUGGGACCGGAGAAGGUGCAAGCCGUCGCGACUCUGCGGCUCCGCCUUCGCCCGAACGUUCCGUGAGUGGGGUCAUAGAGCAUGAUGCCAACGUAGCUGACCGACUGAUCAACGCCAUACGUUCCAUCAAUACUACGGUGAGAUCCAACCAAGCUUAUUUUAUUUCUAACUUCGAUCCUAGUGUCCACGAUAUAGAUACCUGGUGUGAGGAGGUAGAUCGCGCUAAGGUCUCUAAUGGCUGGAGCGAUAAUGAGUGUCUGUCUCGUAUUGGGAAUUGCCUUAAAGGGGACGCUAGGACCUGGCUUAAUGAGUGGGUAACUAGUGACCGCAGCUGGAGCAAUUUUAAACGAGAAUUUAAACCAAUGUGCCCCAGGAAGCCCGAUGUUGCAAAUAUUUUGUACGAAGUAAUGAGUACAAACUCGGAUAGGUAUUCAACAUAUGCAGAUUACGCUCGUCGGACGCUACUCAGGUUGCGUAUAGUCAGGGGCUUGAGUGACGAAUUGAUCUCUGCGAUAGUAAUUCGAGGCAUUACCGACCCUCAAAUUCGCGCUUCUGCCACAAAUGCAAAGUUAAUGCCGAAUCAGUUAGUAGAGUUUCUUUCGAUCUACGUCAAACCGAAAUUGCCAAAUUCAAAGAGACCCAAUACUUCGAAUAAUGAUCGAUUUUCGAAACCUAGUUACGAUGCGAGUUCGCGUAAGCGCAGAUUCGAUGACGGGGCAUGUUUUACGUGUGGUAAGCAUGGCCAUAAAUCCUCUGAUUGUUAUAAACGGUUGAAGCCCAUUUUCAACAAUAGUAAGGGUGGUGAAAAUGGUCAGAAGAGUAACCCUGCUCCCAGCACAACGAAACUCGAACCAUGUAGCUUCUGUAAAAAACCUGGCCACAGGAUCGAGAGUUGUUUUGCUAAAAAGAAGGCAGAAUCCAGUAACGCUAGUAACGUAAACUUCUGUCGUGAAAAUGUAGGUAGUAGAUGCAGUGAUAUAGUUGUUGCAGUCAUACAGGGCAUACCCGUUGAUGUGCUCAUUGAUAGCGGCUCAAGUAUAUCGCUAGUUUCCUCCACAUUGUUAAAACAUUUUAGAUGCACACGCAAACCUGCUUUUAGAGUAUUGAGAGGUAUUGGUAGUCAAGAGGUUGAGUCUACUUUUUUCGUUACUUUACCAAUAGAGUUUGACAAAAUUACUCUGGAAGUGGAUUUGCAUGCGGUAUCCCCAGAAUUUUUAACCACCCCUAUCAUAGUCGGUACUGAUGUGUUGAAUCGUGAAGGAGUAACCUAUGUCCGUACUCGCGAUCAACAAUAUCUUACUUAUAAACAGGGACGUACCGAUAAUGUCAUGUGUGCUUUAUCCACAGAUGAUAUCCCUAUUAAAACAUCUUUGACCGGUUCUGACCUAGAUAGAAUGCUUGACUUGAUCAACGAAUUUUCUAAAUUUCUUAUUUCGGGAACAGCUGCUACUACAGUGAAUACUGGCAGCAUGUCGAUCAAACUAAAUAAUGCAACACCUGUCAAUUACAGGCCGUAUAGACUUUCGUUGCCGGAAAUUUUGAAGGUUCGUCAGAUCAUUCAAGAGCUUCUCGAUAAGAAGAUUAUUCGGGAAUCAGAGUCUGAAUAUGCGAGUCCGAUACUUCUAGUGAAAAAGAAGGAUGGAUCGGACCGCAUGUGCGUUGAUUACCGCAAAUUGAAUGAAAUUACCGUCAAAGACCGCUUCCCUUUGCCAUUGAUCGACGAUCAGAUCGACCGGUUAGGGAAGCAUAAGUUCUUCACUAGCCUUGACAUGGCCACAGGCUUUCAUCAGAUUCCGAUGGACGAAGAAGCAAUACCGCUCACGGGAUUCGUUACACCAGAAGGUCAUUAUGAAUAUUUAAAAAUGCCGUAUGGUUUAGCGAACGCACCCGUAGUUUAUCAGCGCAUUAUGUCAAAAACUCUUCGACGUCAGUUGGAAUCUGGUAAAACCCUUGUGUACAUUGAUGAUGUACUGAUACUUAGCAAUACUGUAGACGAAGGCCUUACUUACUUGCGUGACGUACUUCAAACGCUUGCUGAUGCUGGAUUCUCUAUCAAUUUAAAGAAAUGUUCAUUUUUAUCGACCGAGAUCGAGUACCUAGGCCGCACCAUAAGCCAAGGUCAGGUACGGCCGAGCGAACUUAAGGUUAAAGCACUGGUAGAAGCCCCUAAUCCGAAAACGGUCAAGCAAGUUCGUCAGUUCUUAGGUUUGGCCAGUUAUUUUCGUCGUUAUAUUCCUAAUUUCGCUGCUAGAAGCACCCCGAUUACCAAACUUACUAAAAAGGGUGCAUUGUUUGUGUGGGGAAGUGAACAAGAAGAAGCACGCCAAGAAAUAAUCGCACACUUAACUAGUGAACCUGUAUUAGCCAUAUACGACCCAAGUUUACCCAUCGAAGUCCACACAGAUGCAAGCUCAAUUGGGUAUGGUGCGGUGCUCCUUCAGGUUCACGGGAACGGACACAAACGAGCCGUUGGGUAUUUUAGUAAGCGAACGCAGGGCGCCGAACCUCGAUACCAUUCCUAUGAGCUCGAGACUCUGGCGGUGGUCAAGGCGCUGCAGCACUACAGACACUAUCUGGUCGGUGUUCAUUUUAAAGUGGUAACUGACUGUAAUGCUCUGAAAUCUACCCAGCAGAAGAAAGACUUGCUGCCACGUGUUGCCAGAUGGUGGAUGUAUCUGCAGGACUUUGACUUCGCCCUGGAAUACCGUAAGGGCAGUUCAAUGUCGCACGCAGACUAUUUGAGUCGAAACCCCGUUAACGUUUGUGAAGUUCGUAAACAGCAAAACUGGGCUCGAAUAGCGCAGGCUGCGGACGAGGAGACCCAACAACUCAUCCAAAAACUGACAGACGGACAGCUAGAUUCAAACCACUACGUACAUAAAAACGAUCUACUCUUUUACAAGUACUCUCCAAUCGGAGAGGAGCCAAGAUUCUUGUGUUACGUGCCGAAAGGUCACAGGCUCAGCUUACUCAGGAUAUUUCAUGACGAACAUGAUCACCUUGGUGCUGAUAAGACUUUAGAGCUCAUUAGAAAACAUUUUUGGUUCCCUUCUUUAAAAUCAUUCGUGCAAAAGUACAUAGGUCAUUGUCUUAUUUGUUUAACGCAUAAAAAGGCCCCGAGGGCUCCACGACAACCAAUACACUCGUGGGAGAAACCUUGUGCCCCUUUCGAAAUAGUUCAUAUAGAUGCAUUAGGCCCUCUGCCUCAAUCAAAUGGUUAUCGAUAUGUUCUGAUUGUAAUAGACUCCUUUUCCAAAUUCUGUCUAUUGUACCCUAUGUUUGGACAAGACGCUAUAGAAUUAAAACGACUCGUUACAAAUGUUAUUUCGUUAUUUGGUACACCGAAAUUAAUAGUCGCGGACAGAGGCAGGAUGUUUCAGAGUUCAGACUUCACGAAGUUCAUCUCAGAGUUGGGCAUCGACUUGCAUCUCAUUACACCGGAGAUGCACCAUUCAAAUGGGCAAGUGGAACGUUACUGCCGAACACUUUUGAAUAUGAUUCGCAUUCAGUGCAAUCAUCGCCAGGAUGAAUGGGCAGACAUGAUGUGGCGAUCGCAACUUAUUCUCAACAUAACUAAGCAAAAUACCACUCAGCUAUCGCCACUGAACUUGCUCGUAGGCAUCGAAGCAGCCACGCCUCUCAUAAGGCACUUAGUACGUGAUGCGGCUCUGGACAGUUCUCACCCUAACCGUGAAGCAAUGAGGGAGAUGCAGAGACAACGGGCGUCGGAGCGUUUGGCUAGAAACCAGCAGCAGCAGGACACGACUGUGAACGCUAGCCGAAAAACACCUCGGGCAUUUGAAACUAACUCACUUGUCUUUGUAAUUAAGCAGACACAAUCGACUGGCAAGCUCGACUCUGGCAUGCGCGGGCCCUAUCGUGUGGUCAAAGCACUUCCCCACGACCGAUAUGAGCUACAGCUGUUGACGGGCUCCUACGGUAAAUCUACACAAGCUGCGGCUCAGUACAUGAAGCCGUGGCGCGGGGAGUGGACUCCGGAGACAUGCGCUGCUUACUUUGAAAACGCAGAUAGCAAUGAUGAGGAGGUAGAGUUCACGCCUGAGCGAGCUGCCACGCAUGAUGUGCAUCCUAGAGGCGAGGGGAUGACCGAGCCUGUACCCGGCACCUCUGGAGCCACGGAGCCGCUCCGAAUCCAGGAAGAGGAAGACGAGGACGUCCUCCAGUCAGGAGAGGCCGUGUUAGAGGAGUAGUGACAGAUCUCGUGAUAAUGGCGGGAACACGAGUGGGCGGAGCCUGCUGUCUAUAUAAGCGCUUGCAAGCGCAGUUCGCGCCCUUUUCUCGUCGAGCUCACUUGGCAAGGGGAACCUCUGCCCGUUUGAAUGGUCGAACUGCCUUUUUGUUGAAUAUUAAUUUCGCGUGUAAUUAAAUUUUAAUGUGAUUUGUUUUGUUAUUAAAAAGUUGGUAAUUUUGUUUUAGUUUCCGUUAAGUUUGAAUUUUUGUAACAAUUAAUAAAUAAGUGUGGUUUG